Molecule: messenger RNA, 2976 nt
Organism: Volvox carteri f. nagariensis
Lineage: Eukaryota; Viridiplantae; Chlorophyta; Chlorophyceae; Chlamydomonadales; Volvocaceae
Exons: 25
Biological process (GO): DNA replication proofreading; nucleotide-excision repair, DNA gap filling; base-excision repair, gap-filling
Cellular component (GO): delta DNA polymerase complex
Molecular function (GO): DNA binding; DNA-directed DNA polymerase activity; 3'-5'-DNA exonuclease activity
Source: RefSeq, a predicted model, not a curated record
GUCAUCCGCAUGUACGGCGUCAACGCUGCCGGAAACAGCGUCUGCGCGUUUGUCCACGGCUUUGAGCCAUACUUCUACAUUGAAGCCUCGCCCAGCUGGGACCGCGACGUCCGGCAGGCGAUUGGGGAGCAAUUGAACGUGCGUCUACGUCUGUUUAGCAAGACAAAAGGCGGACCGGCUGUGAUUCGCAUCGAGCUGUGCCAAAAGGCGUCCAUUUGGAACUACCAGGGCCCCGACGCAAAGCGCAGCUUCUUGAAAAUCGUUGUUAGCGUGCCAAACCUGGUUGCACCAGCUCGAGGCCUUUUUGAAGGGGGCCUACAUAUCAAAAGUGUGGGCGAGUACAUCAAGUGCACAACGUUCGAGAGCAACGUGCUGUACACGUUGCGCUUCAUGGUUGACACCAAGGUCGUGGGAGGCAAUUGGAUCGAGCUGCCCGCGGGGACGUACUUCCUGCAACGCAACCAGCAGCUCACCCACUGCCAAAUCGAGGCGCACGUGCACUACACCAAAUUCGUCUCGCACCCGCCGGAGGGGGAGUACUCAAGCGUCGCGCCGCUGCGCAUCAUGUCAAUCGACAUUGAGUGCUGCGGUCGCAAGGGCUGCUUCCCGGAAGCCAAGAUCGACCCGGUUAUCCAGAUCGCCAGCAUGGUCAGUGUCAGCGGCCGCACUGAGGGCCCAGUGGUGAAGAACGUGAUGACGCUAGGGAGCUGUGCGCCAAUCGUCGGGGCGGAAGUCAUGUCGUUCGAUGACGAGAAGGACAUGCUGCUUCGCUGGCGAGACCUGCUCAUCGAGUCCGACCCGGACAUCAUCAUCGGCUACAACAUCUUGAACUUCGAUCUGCCGUACCUUUACGAGCGGGCAGACGCGCUCAAAAUUGGCGCAAAGUUUCAGGUCUGGGGCCGCGUGCGUGGCAGCCAUACCCGCAUGCGUGACAGCCAGUUCAGCUCCAAGGCCUACGGCACUCACGAGUACAAGGACAUUACCAUUGAAGGACGUGUCCAGUUCGAUCUGCUGACUGCCAUUCAGCGUGACCACAAGCUUUCCUCCUACUCACUCAACAGCGUGUCCGCUCAUUUCCUAGGCGAGCAAAAGGAGGACGUGCACCACAGCGCCAUUGCUGACCUGCAGGCCGGCAACGAGGAGACACGCCGUCGCUUGGCCGUUUAUUGCCUCAAGGACGCGUACCUGCCGCAGCGACUCUUAGACAAGCUAAUGUACACCUACAACUACAUUGAGAUGGCCAGGGUGACAGGAGUGCCACUGUCGUACCUGCUCACCCGCGGUCAAUCCAUCAAGGUGUUCAGCCAGCUGUUGCGGAAGGCGCAGGUCAAGGACUUCGUCAUCCCUAACAUCAAGGUGACGGGUCCCGCCAACGGCGGCGAUGGGGUUGGCUAUGAGGGAGCCACGGUGCUUGAGCCCAAAAUCGGCUUUUACGAGCGCCCGGUUGCCACGCUCGAUUUCGCGUCGCUGUACCCGUCUAUUAUGAUGGCCCACAACCUGUGCUACACCACGUUGGUGCCCAACGACAGGUUGGCGACGGUUCCAGUCGAGGACCGCGCGCAGAGCCCCUGCGGCGACUGGUUCGUGCGGGGUACCCGGCAACGGGGGCUGCUCCCCGAGAUUUUGGAGGAGCUGCUUGCGGCAAGGAAACGGGCCAAGAAUGAUUUGAAGGCGGAGACGGACCCUUUCAAGCGCGCCGUGCUAGAUGGCAGACAGCUUGCGCUGAAGGUGUCGGCAAACAGUGUAUACGGCUUCACGGGCGCGACGGUGGGCAAGAUGCCGUGCCUGGCCAUCUCCGCUUCCGUGACGUCCUACGGUCGCGAGAUGAUUAUGAAGACACGUGCCCUGGUGCAGGAGCAUUACACGCGGGCCAACGGCUACGAGACGGACUGCGAGGUCAUCUACGGUGAUACCGACUCCGUCAUGGUGAACUUCAAGGUGUCCGACGUCACACGUGCCAUGGAGCUUGGUCGCGAGGCUGCGGGUUUCGUUUCCAAGGCCUUCCCGCCGCCGGUCAAACUCGAGUUCGAAAAGGUAUACUUUCCGUACCUGUUAAUGAACAAGAAGCGCUAUGCUGGGCUGCUAUGGACGCGACCGGAAAAGCACGAUAAGAUGGACAGUAAGGGUAUUGAGACUGUCCGUCGUGACAACUGCUUGCUGGUGCGCAACGUGGUGACCACCUGCCUGGAGCGUAUCCUCAUCGACAAGGACAUCGCGGCCGCGAAAGCCUACGUCAAAGGGGUCAUCGCGGACUUGCUCAUGAACAAAAUCGAUCUGUCGUUACUCGUGAUCAGCAAGGGUUUGACCAAGGACGGAGAUGAGUACGACACCAAGAUUGCCCACGUGGAGCUGGCCAAGAAGAUGCGCAAACGCGACGCUGCCACAGCGCCUGCUGUUGGUGACCGUGUGCCGUACGUCAUCAUCAAGGCAGGUGCCGCGAAGGGAGCCAAAGCAUGGGAGAAGGCGGAGGACCCCAUUUAUGCGUUGGAGCACUCCUUGCCCAUCGACUGCCAGCAUUACCUUGAGCACCACCUCAGCCAGCCCCUGCUGCGCAUCUUUGAGCCCGUCAUGGGAAACCCCAAGGAGCUGUUGUGCGGCGACCACACUCGCUGCAUCGCGGUGUCGACACCCAGCAGUGCGUCCGGUGGCAUAAUGCGGUUCGCCAAGGUCACGUUGAGCUGCUUGGCUUGCAAGGCACCCUUGCCGUCCGGCUCUAAGGACAGCCUUUGCUCGCACUGCAAACCCCAGGAAUCUGAAAUCUAUUCGCGCACGCUUGAAACAGUUUCAGAGCUGGAGGGGCAGUACGGCGCGUUGUGGACCGCCUGUCAGCGCUGUCAGGGCUCACUGCAUAUGGACGUGUUGUGCACCUCGCGUGACUGCCCCAUAUUCUAUCGCCGCAAGAAGGUGCAGAAAGACCUCAAUGAGGCGAUGGCGCAGCUGGAACGUUUCGGCACCGAUGGGGACCUGGACUGGUGA